AUGGAGCCUCGUGCCCGCGCCGCCAAAAAUGUUGGCAAAAUGAACUUCAGCCAUAACGAGCUGGGACAGCUCCUCUACGCCCAUGGCGACGUCCGCAUGCCGCUCCCCGAGACGGUCCGCGUGCUCGACGAAAUUGUGACUGAGUUCAUCCAGGGCCUUGCUUUCGAGGCAACACGCGCAGCCAACUACGCGGGCCGCCAAAAGGUCAAGUACGAGGACUUUGAGUUCGCGUUCCGCAAGAACGACGCCUUCCUCGGCAAGGUCCAGGAAGUAUUCGAGAAGAAGGGCGAGAUCGAGUCGGCCAAGAAGAUCUUUUCAAAGGACGAAGAGGUCGGUCUGAUGAAGGAAGUGGCGGAUCAGGAGCAGAAGAAGGACAAGCAGCCAAACGGGGUGGCCGAGACCCCGACUGCGGCGGAAACGGCGGCGAAGCAGGAGGAGGAGCUGGGCGAGGCGGACGAUGACGCCGAUGCCGAGAGCGAGGUCGCGGGACGACCGGCGAAGAGGGUGCGACUCGACGGGGAGGGGAAGUGA
This is a messenger RNA of Colletotrichum destructivum, 531 nucleotides long. RefSeq names its product Putative transcription initiation factor IID, subunit 13, histone-fold. The transcript is spliced from 2 exons. The record is from RefSeq and is a predicted model, not a curated record. NCBI's taxonomy places the organism in Eukaryota, Fungi, Ascomycota, Sordariomycetes, Glomerellales, Glomerellaceae. Gene Ontology annotation, cellular component: transcription factor TFIID complex. Gene Ontology annotation, molecular function: protein heterodimerization activity. Gene Ontology annotation, biological process: transcription by RNA polymerase II; RNA polymerase II preinitiation complex assembly. Bases 1 to 531 code for a protein of 176 amino acids.